Messenger RNA from Trichoplusia ni (cabbage looper), 640 nucleotides. It is a transcript of the gene mRpS18A, whose product is annotated as 28S ribosomal protein S18a, mitochondrial. Bases 47 to 586 code for a protein of 179 amino acids. The transcript is spliced from 3 exons. The record is from RefSeq and is a predicted model, not a curated record. Gene Ontology annotation, biological process: mitochondrial translation. Gene Ontology annotation, molecular function: structural constituent of ribosome; small ribosomal subunit rRNA binding. Lineage: Eukaryota; Metazoa; Arthropoda; Insecta; Lepidoptera; Noctuidae. Gene Ontology annotation, cellular component: mitochondrial small ribosomal subunit; ribosome.
CAAAGUGAAGUAUAGUGUGUGUUGACAGAUGAUAAAAUAAACAAUCAUGGCGGGGCUGGUUCGAGUAGGAUUUUCUUUAACGAGAAAUGCAAUUUUCUCUACCUCUAUACGUUCAAUAGCAACUACUGCUCAGUUAAAUUUAAAAGCAAUUCGUGAACAAACUGAGGGUUCGACAUUGAUAAUUGACGGGGUAACAGUGCCCUCUCCCCGCACUGAACUCUUGAUUCGUGCGGAACCUCCAGUGCAGGACACGGCUCUUAGCACAUCAGAGAAGCCUCCGUGCUACAUGUGUGCACUCGGUCUCGAUGUGAAGCAUACUGAUGUACUUAUUCUAAGUCAGUUCGUGAGAACAGAUGGAUGUAUGUUGCCACGGAGAAUCACCGGCCUGUGCAGACGACAGCAGAAGAAAAUGGGCAAGUUAGUCGCAAUGGCACAAAAAGCUGGACUUAUGAUGAACCUUACACCUGCAAAUUGUAAGAAAGACCCAACAAAGAGGAGAGAUUACAAGAAGUUCAAUACAUACUUUGAUGAGAGAACUAUAUUUAUGAAGAAGAUUCCCAAGCCAGUGGACAGAUUUAAGCGAUAAGAUUCUUAGAAAAUAUUUUACAAAUAGUAAUAUUAAAUGUGUAAAUUAGUUCAA